This is a messenger RNA of Pisolithus orientalis, 2358 nucleotides long. RefSeq lists its product as uncharacterized. The record is from RefSeq and is a predicted model, not a curated record. The transcript has 3 exons. NCBI's taxonomy places the organism in Eukaryota, Fungi, Basidiomycota, Agaricomycetes, Boletales, Pisolithaceae. Bases 255 to 2258 code for a protein of 667 amino acids.
UAUCAUAUUACCUAAGCACCACGGAGCGCCAUUGUUCCUUUGGCGCGAAACGCGAGCUGUCCGCACUUUUCUCCCUGUCGAGUUACUUACCAGCUUCACGCGGUCAUCAUCGUCUGUGACGACGACGACGACGACGACAGCCUUCAGCUCGCUGACUUUUCGAUAAACACAGGACAUUUUCACUUCUUGGGUUCGUAUUCUGCAGCAGUCCGCUCGUUCACACUCUCGUACCGUACCGUAUCGUAUUGGCUCUCAUGCCUGCCUCAAUCUCGCCGCUCGCUCUCCUUGUUCCCCGCCCUCAGAUCCCGGCGAACCACGCCUCUCCUUCGACUCCUACUGGGCACCGUGUUUCAGGCCUGUCUUCCCUGCCGCACACGCCUCAGCGCAGCCCCGUCGCUUCUCACAUAUUCAUCUCGCCCCCCUCCGCGCACAGAAACAGCACCGAUUCAUGGAACAGUUCUAACUAUGACCUAGAGGAUCCCGCUGCAGUAUGGAAGGACGAGGAGGUCCGUUUACUCUCCAGGACCCUCGAUGCACUUCCUGCACAUCUCAUCACGCCCUUCAACGGUCCAGUCCCGCCUUCUAACCUCCUUGACAAGAUCGCACGUGGUAUCUCCGCAGCCAAAGGUCCCAAUGACUGGCCGCAUACUGUUCGUGCAACCCGCAUCAAACUCCUCGAGUUGGCGCGCGUCAAGGCGCGGGAAGAACGUUAUGCCAAUCUACAUGAACAGGUCGACAAUACAACCCGUAGUUCUAGUGCCAGCAAGAGCGAGAAACGCUCGCGCACUCCGGAUCCCUCAGAAGUGCUUCAACAGCGAACGAAUACGCCUCUAGGAGUUCGCCGACCACUUUACAGACAGUCCAGUAUGGACUUCAUGAGUCCGCUUGGUUUGGACAAGCACGAAAGCAUUACACGCCUCUCAAGCCGCUUCCAAUGGCAUGACCGGACAUUACACCAUCCGUAUCAUCGACCCGCCCAUCUUCGCCACCGGUCCGAGCAUGCUAACGCUCGCAGUUUUUCACCAUCCACCCCUAGCUCCUCGACCCUCAAUUCAAAUAAUAUAUUUUGCCUUCGCAAGUCCACUGCUUCUGCGACGUCAGCUUCUACUUCGUCGUUCGGGUCCCCCAUGUCACACUGCGCGCCUCUUCGUCCUUCGUCGCUUAGACGUGCGUCGACUGCUACGCUUGCAAGUAUUAGCGACGCGCACGAGGACUCUGCAAAAGGUGUAGUAAUGGACCCGGCUUUCAAUCUCAAUGGAAAAGCCGCAGCAGGUACCAAAGGUUCUCCUAAGUUCGAAUGCGCAACGGCGUACGGCGGGGGUAAGGACCAAUCACCCGCUCCCGUUGUCCUCGCGACUCCAUCCAAACCCAAGAUGUCAACAAAGAUGAGCAGCACCAAGAAGCUAAGAGUCAGUGAUGUUACCAAGGAAGUGCAUCUGACCCGCCCCACCGUCGAUGGCCCCACGACCCCGCGGACUCCACUCCCUGAGUCGCGAGUUGUGACCGAACAGAAGUCGACCCCCAGUGGUACGAUCUCUCCCGCCAACGUGAGGAAGGCCCGCAAGGGGCACAAGCCCCAGCUUUCGCUGUCUUCCGAUGAAGAAUAUCAGGAACGCCUGAAGACCGCAAAAAAGCCGCGGACACGUGAGCCUUCAUGGACUGCUUUACUUGCUUCUCCACUUCCUACGCAGCCGCUUUUCGUCUCCCCUUACUAUGCGACGCGCCGUCCUAAACCCCUAUCUACGGCCGGAAAUGAGCUUAGCCGCAAUUCUGAGACUUGGACUUCCGAUUCGUCUCGUAUGUCCACAGACAAUGAUUUGUCCACUGGGAGCACGGAUACGGCACCUACAUCUGUCUCUUCUGCGUCGCAAGGAAAGCACAAGACCCCCAAAGUUGACGCGCACACUCACAUCCAAUCGCCCAGCCAGAAGAAACCUGCACGCAGAAACCUUGCCCGUAACCCGUCGAUGUUUGGUCCUGAACUUCCUCACCCUCAGAAAACGCCUGAGUCUCCUGCACGCAUUCCACUAUCUUCACCCAGAGCUAUUUCCCCGCCCACGUCUCCUUCCACCGCUCCUCCUGUGACACCGGCACUCACGUCUACACCCUCACUGUCCCCCGCGUGCUCACGUCCCCGCACACUCAAACGUGCUGCUCGUAGGAUUGAGUUUGGCAAUAUCCAGCCCAGUCCUAGGGAGGACAUGCGGAAGGAAACCAGUGGAAAUAUGAUGCUUGGUAGUGCUUUCCAGCUUGGGUGAGCGUUAUCUGCGAGCGUGCACCAGGAAGAGCAGGCUCUCUUAUCCAUCUUGCAAAAUUUAAACCUUGUUUGCUUCUUUGAUCUCCUAAAUUUUUAUUGCG